Molecule: messenger RNA, 3368 nt
Organism: Polistes dominula (European paper wasp)
Lineage: Eukaryota; Metazoa; Arthropoda; Insecta; Hymenoptera; Vespidae
Product: protein groucho
Biological process (GO): regulation of DNA-templated transcription; negative regulation of canonical Wnt signaling pathway
Cellular component (GO): transcription regulator complex; nucleus
Molecular function (GO): protein binding; transcription corepressor activity
Source: RefSeq, a predicted model, not a curated record
UGAUUAGUUGAUACCCGUCCGCCGUCGAGGAUAGGUCGUCGUUUGGUCCUAUUUUUCUACGCGGUAAUAAUUUCUCACGCGAUUUCAAAUGUGCAACAACAUAAGUGUUUAUUUAAAAGUGAUCGUUCUUAUUUAACAGUUAGUUUUUGUUCGAUCGUAUAAUUAAACGUAAAAAUAGUUUGAAACGUAGAUUUUUUUUUUCAAAUUCAGUGAAUAUUAUUACAGUGAAUUUUUGUGCGAGUGUGAGAACGGGAGUAUCCAUAGUGAAAUAAAAUACAAAAGGAGUACAAAAAAAAAAAAUAAAAAGAAAGAAAGAGUGCGUGCGCGAUCGAGCGUUUGAAAAAGUUCAAAACGAGGGAAGUCACACGCAACGUUUACGUUAUUAUCAUUUUUUGUUGUUUUUCUUAUUAUAUCUUAAUCUCAGUGAAUAAUUGUGAAUACAUGCUAUGAUCUGGGAUACAAUUGGAUAUACUUGAGGAGGUUAGAACGGUGAUAUAAGAAGAAGAGAAAAAAAAAAAGGAUAGCGAGGAGCGACGGCAACGAGGUGGAGGUAUCAUCAGGGAAGGCCACGGCCUCGUCCUACCCUCUUGGAGGAAUUCUCGCCACAAGAUGUACCCCAGUGCUGGUAUAAAUGCGGCAGCUGUGGCCGUGGCAGCUGCGGCACGACACCCGGGACCACCACAACCAACCCAACCAUUCAAGUUCACAGUUAACGAGGCUUGCGACAGGAUCAAGGAGGAGUUCAGCUUCUUACAAGCGCAAUAUCACACAUUAAAGAUGGAAUGUGAAAAAUUGGCCACGGACAAGAUCGAGAUACAACGACAUUACGUGAUGUAUUACGAGAUGUCGUACGGACUCAACGUCGAGAUGCACAAACAGACCGAGAUAUCGAAGAGACUGAGCGCCAUUAUUGCUCAGAUGUUGCCGUAUCUUUCUCAGGAACAUCAACAACAAGUUGCUACGGCUGUUGAUAGGGCGAAACAAGUUACAAUGGGAGAACUCAAUUCUAUAAUUGGGACGUUGCAACAACAGAGGUCCGAUAUUCCACGUAUAUUGCAGCAAAUACACGCUCAACAACUGCCAGGAGCGGCUAUUGCUGCCCAUCCAGGAAUCUCGGGUCUUCCUGGAUUAGGACCAACUGGUGGUCUUCCGGUACCAACUUCAACUUCCGCAACUUUACUCAGCCUUGGAUUGACUCCGGGAACAGCAGCUACACCAGGAACAACUACUGCUCAUCCUCUUUCGAUGUUAGCUAAACCAGAGAUUCAUCGUGGCCAACCGGAUGAUCUUAAAAGCAACGGUGGUCUUAGCUCGACCGAGGAGAGACAUAGAAGUUCCAUAUCUCCCGGUGACAAGUACAAUCGACCACGAACACCGCAAGAGUCCCAUCACGGUCAUCAUUCUCAGAACCAUCACGAUCACUCGAUGCAUAUAAAGAAAAUGAAGAAGGAACAGGACAAGGACAUCGGACACAGCGACGGAGAGAAGAGCGAUCAGGAUCUGGUGGUGGACGAUGCGAGCGAGGGUCCGACGAGUCCAGUUGUCAAUGGAAGGUCGUCUCCCCGAGAAAAUGGUAUAGACAAGGUGGUAGUGGCACCAUUGGGUAGCAGCGUGCAAACGAAAAAAGACAUUACACCGCACUCGCCUAGAAGUGGGACGAGUAGCAAUGCGAGCACACCUUCGGCUAAAAAAAUGGAAGAACGUGAGAAAGCAACGACACCUAUCUCGAAGUCUCUCACGCCUACUUCUGGUUCGGUUGUCGGUGGUGGUGCUAGUGCUGGUAGUGCCGGUGUUGGUGGUGGUGCUAGUGCUGGUUUAAAAACAUCGACUUCGGCUAAACUUUUACAAGGUCCACCAACCGCUGGUGCAGUACCUGGUCCUUACCCUCCUCAUUAUCCACCUGGACCACCUCCCCAUCAUCUUGGGCCAGCUGCUCAACAUCCUCACGUUGACAUGAUCGGCUACAACGGUUAUGCGGCACCUAGAGCACCCCCUUCUCUUCAACAACUUUAUGAUCCCCACGGAACGAUGAGAGCACCUAUUGUGGGAGCAGUUGGUGUACCAGGCGGCAAACCAGCUUACAGUUUCCAAGUGUCGGGCGAUGGACACUUGCAACCAGCCAGCUUCCCUUUAGAUGCUUUGAUGGCAAACGGGAUACCUCGUCACGCCCGUCAGAUUAAUACUCUAAGUCACGGCGAGGUCGUGUGCGCGGUCACGAUCUCUAAUCCUACCAAGUACGUUUAUACCGGAGGCAAGGGAUGCGUCAAGGUCUGGGACAUUAGUCAGGGUGGAACUGGUAGUGCGAAACCUGUCUCCCAGCUUGAUUGUUUGCAACGUGAAAAUUACAUCAGAUCAGUGAAGCUACUACCCGAUGGUAGGACAUUGAUAGUUGGUGGGGAAGCAAGUCAAUUGAGUAUUUGGGAUUUGGCGAGUCCAACGCCAAGAAUCAAAGCAGAAUUAACCUCAUCGGCACCUGCGUGCUAUGCCCUGGCAAUAUCUCCGGACUCAAAAGUCUGCUUCAGUUGCUGCAGUGAUGGAAACAUUGCAGUUUGGGAUCUUCAAAAUCAAGCGUUGGUUCGACAAUUCCAAGGUCACACGGAUGGUGCCUCUUGCAUCGAUAUUUCUGCAAAUGGUUCGAAAUUGUGGACUGGUGGUCUCGAUAACACGGUACGCUCUUGGGAUUUACGAGAAGGUCGACAACUUCAGCAACACGAUUUCACGUCGCAAAUUUUCUCACUCGGUUACUGCCCCACUGGCGACUGGCUAGCCGUCGGCAUGGAGAAUUCCAACGUUGAGGUGCUACACGCUCUAAAACCUGACAAGUAUCAGCUGCAUCUGCACGAGUCCUGUGUACUAUCUUUGAAAUUUGCUUCGAGCGGCAAAUGGUUCGUCUCGACGGGAAAAGACAACCUUUUGAACGCAUGGCGUACGCCUUAUGGUGCCUCGAUAUUCCAGUCGAAGGAAUCGUCAUCGGUGCUAAGCUGUGACAUCUCAGCGGAUGACAAAUAUAUAGUGACAGGUUCUGGUGACAAAAAGGCCACAGUUUACGAAGUACUUUAUUGAAGACAAUUAAAUGGAGUCUCUACCGUCGUCAUCAUCGUCAUCAUUGUCAUCAUCGUCAUCGUCAUCGAAGACCAUUAUUUCCGAGAGUUCAUCUAUAUAAAUUCGUGUGUUACGUUAUUUACGAACGACUUUGUUGCCGUUGUUGUUCUUGUUAUCGUCAUCGUUGUCGUCGUCGUUGUUGUUGUUGUUGUUGUUGCUAAUGAUGGUCAAAAGGACUCUUAUUACAAAAAAAUAGCGAGACAGACAAAUGGAUUUCUCAUCGUAGUUAAAUUUAAUCUAUCGUUGGUGAUAAAUACAAAGAAAAA